Molecule: messenger RNA, 708 nt
Organism: Tupaia belangeri chinensis (Chinese tree shrew)
Lineage: Eukaryota; Metazoa; Chordata; Mammalia; Scandentia; Tupaiidae
Gene: TEKTIP1
Product: tektin bundle interacting protein 1
Exons: 4
Coding region: 63-692 (209 amino acids)
Source: RefSeq, a predicted model, not a curated record
GUCACGGUCAACAAUGGCCCCAGAGGCCUUGUUGGCAGGCGUCCCUGGGGACACAGGCAGACAUGCAGACCCUGCGGCGGGGGGGCGCCCGGCCCUACGUCCCGUCGGGGACCCUGGAAACCGACUUCCCCGCACCUCUGCACAGCGAUGACUACCUGUCCCUGGAGGGACCCCGCUGGGCACCGGCCAUCAAGCAGGCCACGCGCUGGAAGUACACACCCAUGGGGCGCGACGCAGCCGGCCAGCUCUGGUACACGGGCCUGACCAACGCGGACCCCCGGGAAGCCUGGUACAACCUGCCCCGGGCCCCCGGCAGCGCCUUCCGCGAGGCCUACGGCCGCUGGCACAGGUGCUACGGCCACCGAGAGCGCAGCCUGCCCUCGGCUUACACCCAGCACUUGCGGGAGACGGCCUGGUACGACCCCAUCGUCCCCGCCCAGUACGAGGGUCCCAGCACGCGCUGGGGGAGCAUGCUGUGGAAAGACAGGGCCGUCCGGGGCAAGGAGUACGUGGUCAACAGGAACCGAUUCGCGGCGGAGCCGUCCUGGCGGGCAUCCGACUACGUGCCCUACCUCUCAGCACCACAACGCCCACGCUACACCACCCAGAACUACCGGCACUGGGACCUGAACCCUUACUGCCCCUCGACCAACCGGCGGUCCCCGCCUGGCUACACGCCCACUCUCGGAUAAAGGCCAUUCUGCCUGA